AUGCUAGAGGCACAAAUCCAGGCGACCUCGCCCCCCGGGUCCGCCCCUGACCUCGGAGGCCAUCAGGCCCUCCCGUCCUGUCCUGUCCCCGCUCUGGACAAGAACACUCCGAGGGAAACUAAGAACAUCUCGGUCCAGGAGGAGGACGAAGAGCGGCCACCGCUGCGAGCUAACGCCGGGUCUGCCCCGGCCGGGAGCGGGCUCAGCUCGGACGCCCUAUUGCCGCGUGGACGUAGCUCUCGUCCGGUCGCGUCCCGGCGCGCACCUGCCCCGCGCGGCUCCAGGUGUCCCGUCCCCGUCGCUCUCACCUGCCGGAGCCGCGGGGCCGCGGGGAGGACCCCCGGAGGGUCCGGAGCGGGCGGAGAUGAUGAUGAGACUCAAUUUAAGGCCAAUGGGUCAGUUUCUCAGCAGGAUAUUUAUGGAAAUAAAAUAGCAAAGUUCACCAGAAGUGAUUCCUGGGUCUCCAGCUUAGGAAAAAUUUGGGAAGAACUUAGCAUCGAAGAUCAGCACAAAAAUCAGGGGAGACAUUUGAGAAAUCAUGUGGUGGAGAGACUCUGUGAACAUAAUGACCAGUGUGGGGAAGGCUUCAGUCAGACGCCAAAUCUUAAUGUUUACCAGAAAACUCUUAUUGGAGUAAAACAGUAUGAACGUGCUGCAUAUGGAAAAGUCUUCGUGCAUCAUUCAUCCCUCGAGAGUCACAUCGCCCUUCACACCAGACACAAACCAUAUCAGUGUCAGGAAUGUGGGCACGCCUUCAGUUGUCGUUCCCACCUAAGAUCGCAUGUGAGAACCCACAAUGGAGAGAGACCCUAUGCGUGUAAAUUAUGUGGGAAAACUUUUCCUCGUACGUCUUCUCUCAAUCGGCAUAUAAGGAUUCAUACUGCUGAGAAGACCUAUGAAUGUCAGCAAUGUGGGAAAGGCUUCAUUGACUUUUCAAGUCUUACUAGUCAUGUGAGGACUCACACUGGAGAGAAGCCCUAUAAAUGUAAGGAAUGUGGGAAAGCCUUCAGUUAUUCCUCAACUUUUCGAAGACACAUGAUAACACACACUGGAGAGAAGCCCUAUAAAUGCAAGGAAUGUGGCGAAGCCUUCAGUUAUUCCUCAACUUUUCGAAGACACAUGAUUUCACACACUGGGGAGACACCACAUAAAUGUAAGGAAUGUGGGGAAGCCUUCAGUUAUUCCUCAGCUUUUCGGAGGCACAUGAUAACACACACUGGCGAGAAACCCUAUGAAUGUAAACAGUGUGGGAAAACUUUCAUUUAUCUCCAGUCCUUUCGAAGACAUGAAAGGAUUCACACUGGAGAGAAACCCUAUGAAUGCAAACAAUGUGGGAAAACCUUCAUUUAUCCGCAGUCCUUUCGAAGACAUGAAAGGACUCACGGUGGAGAGAAACCCUAUGAGUGUAACCAGUGUGGGAAAGCCUUCAGCCAUCACUCGUCCUUCAGAGGACAUAUGAGAGUGCACACUGGAGAGAAACCUUAUGAAUGCAAUCAAUGUGGGAAGACUUUCAACUGGUCCAUAUCCUUGCGAAAACAUAUGAGAACACACACUAGAGAGAAACCGUAUGAAUGUAAACAAUGUGGGAAAGCCUUCAAUUUGUCAGCUUGCUUUCGAGAACACGUGAGAAUGCACCCCGGAGACAAAUCGUAUGAGUGUAAGCUCUGUGGGAAAGGUUUCUAUUGCCACAUAUCCUUGCAAAAACACAUGAAAAGGCACACUGCAGAGAAACUCUAUGAAUGCAAGCAGUGUGGGAAAACUUUCAGUUGGCCUGAACUUUUGCAACAGCAUGUAAGAACCCACACUGCAGAGAAACCCUAUGAAUGUAAGGAAUGUGGGAAAGUCUUUAAAUGGCCGUCAUCUUUACCAGUACAUAUGAGAAUGCACACUGGAGAGAAACCUUACGAAUGCAAGCAAUGUGGGAAAGCCUUCAGUUGUUCCUCCUCCUUAAGAAGACAUGUAAGAAUACACACUGCAGAAAAACACUAUAUAUGUAAUGCGGGAAAUUCUCCUGCAAAUGAAUUCAUGCACAACACUGCAGAAAAUUCACAUCAGGAGAGAAAUCUUAUAAAAGUUGUAAAUAUGGUAUUGCCUUUAUGAGUAUCUCAUCAUUAAAGUGGACCCUUGGGGAGUUCUGUAUUUCCAGUUAUUUUGCAAAUAAACAUUUAGGUGAAAAAUAACUCUCCAAGUAUUCUUAUAGCUAUAGUCUAAAUUUUGCAAGUAGUGUUUUUUCUUUUUACAUUUCAGUAAAUAAAAUCUAUCUUUACAGUUUGUUGGACUGGGUGAUUUGAAGUGUAUUUUCAAUAUGUAAAUAGUCUUAAUUUCUUAGUUCUUUAAGUUGUUCUUUAAGAGGUUAUUGGAACAAUGACACUUUACUAUUGGUUGGGAUUUUCUUACAGGCUUAGUGUGGCAGGUACUGGAUAUCACCCAUAUAUAUAUUUUCUACUUCUUAUCAAGAGAGUCUUUAUUUAUUUAUUUUUGGCCAGAGGAGCCUUAUUCCAUUUUUUUUAUAGUUGGUAGAAAUUUGUAAUUAUGCAGAGUUCUUCAAAGUGUAUAGUCUCAUGUGAAUUGUUAUUUUCAAGUUUUCCCUAUUGCUGUUUGUCCUUGCUGUGAUUGGGAGUUGGACAAUAGGCUUUUACUUAAGACACACUUGUGAUGUGAUCAUGAGAUACAGAGUGUGAGAUGGUUCUCUUGGAUUGUGUUCAGUCAACAUGGGUAAUGUUGGGAACUACAUUUCCCAGAAUCCCUUUAUGAUUCCGAAUUUGAAUUUACCAGUAGCCUAACUUGGAAUAGAUUUGGAAGGCAGAAGUGAAGAAGCCUUUACUAAGUUUUUGGAGCCACAUUUGUGUGUGAUAGAUGCAUUGGGGCUUCUUGGACACCAGCUUUCAGCCUAUUUUCAUGAUUCUUGGCCCUUCCAGUCAAGAGUACCAUCAAAAGAAAUGCCAAAUGCUUGAUUUCCAUUUUUCUGAGAAGCAUAGGUUUCCACAAAUACCUCCAUGAGCUUGGUAUCAAAGAUCCACUUGUAUGGUCAGGCACUCACAAUUUGGAUUUUUCAACAAACCCUAACGUGUCCUGGAGACCACUAAUUCAGACUCCUGAUUAGUGAUCUCUGAUGCUAUGAUUCCCCUCUUCUCUAGACGUUAAGAUAUCUUAUAAGGACUGAUUUGUAUAGUGAACACUUUGUUCUCAGUGCUUCUAGUGGCUCUCUGAUCCUGAUUCCACCACAAAAGCUACACUGUUGCAGCAAAACAAAACACAUGGGACUUUGUUAAUCUAUUGCAUUUUUAAGUCUGCUGAUGCAGUCUAUGUGAGAAAAAACCCCUUUUUCAUGUAUUAGAUUUUGGGAGAUUUCUGUUACUCAGAGCUGAAUGCAGUUCCUUGAUAUGGGUUUAAUUGUUAUGUUUGGUUAUGUCAUUAAAAACAAUCUUUUAUUUUCAAGGAUAAUCUUCUGUAGAUAUUUCUUAGAAAUAUCUUAUUUACUGUGUUUUCAAAAUACCUGUAUACUACUAGUUUCCUAGAGCUGCUGUAACAACCACAACUGGGUGGCUUAGGACAACAGAAGUUUUUACCUCACAGUUCUGGAGGCAGAAGUACAAAAUGAAGGUGUUGGCAGGAUCAUGCUUCCUAAAAGUGCUAGAGAAGGAUCUGUUCCAACUGUCUCCAAGCUUCUGGUAGUUCAUUGGCUUGUGGCAAUCAUAAUUCUAAUCUUUAUGUGGCAUUCUCCCUGUGUGCCUGUCUGUCCUUUACAUGGCAUUAUUUUUAUAAGGACACCACACACAUUGAGUUAGGGCCCACCCUAUUCCAGUAUGACGUCAUCUUAACUGAUUACAUCUGCAGCAACCCUAUUUCCAAAUAAGGUCAUUCUGAAGUACUGGGGUUAGAACUUCAACAUAUGGAUUUUGGGGGGACGUAAUUCAACUCAACAAAUGUUAUCUAUAUUAAAAUAUUCCAUUGCAAUUAUGGACUUGAAAUCAACUAAUUUUAGCAUUGUACAUUCUGAGUCAAUAUUACACAAGGUAUUUUUCUGCAUGUAGAUUUUAUUUUUUAUUACAUCAUUUGUUAUUAAAUGGAUUGCUUAUUCAUUGUUAAUAAUAAAAGCUUAAAUAACGGU
Molecule: messenger RNA, 4111 nt
Organism: Diceros bicornis minor
Lineage: Eukaryota; Metazoa; Chordata; Mammalia; Perissodactyla; Rhinocerotidae
Gene: ZNF555
Product: zinc finger protein 555
Exons: 5
Coding region: 1-2100 (699 amino acids)
Biological process (GO): regulation of transcription by RNA polymerase II
Cellular component (GO): nucleus
Molecular function (GO): DNA-binding transcription factor activity, RNA polymerase II-specific; RNA polymerase II transcription regulatory region sequence-specific DNA binding
Source: RefSeq, a predicted model, not a curated record